GCUAAUGCCGGUGAGGACAAGCCUAAUGGCGGUGAGUACAAGGUUACUGGCGGUGAGGACAAGGUUCUUGGCGGUGAGGACAAGGUUCCUGGCGGUAAUGACAAGGUUCCUUGGGGUGAGCACAACGUUUAUGGCGGUGAGUACAAGGUUACUGGCGGUGAGAACAAGGUUCCUGGCGGUGAGGACAAGGUUCCUGGCGGUGAGGACAAGGUUCCUGGCGGUGAGGGCAAGGUUCCUGGCUGUGAGGACAAGGUUCCUGGCGGUAAGAACAAGGUUCCUGGCGGUGAGGACAAGGUUCCUGGCG
Paramuricea clavata is the source of this 304-nucleotide messenger RNA. Lineage: Eukaryota; Metazoa; Cnidaria; Anthozoa; Malacalcyonacea; Plexauridae. The record is from the annotation of a GenBank genome assembly.